Molecule: messenger RNA, 908 nt
Organism: Aspergillus steynii IBT 23096
Lineage: Eukaryota; Fungi; Ascomycota; Eurotiomycetes; Eurotiales; Aspergillaceae
Product: Apq12 family protein
Exons: 2
Coding region: 100-690 (196 amino acids)
Source: RefSeq, a predicted model, not a curated record
CUAUAAAGCUUCGCCUAUAAGAUCCACCCAUCUUAGACAUAUACCUCUUACCACCUACUCUUACAGACAUCCCCACUAUAUUACUUGCAUACCAGAUCCAUGGCGUCCCUUCCGACAUCCCUCGUUUCCUUCAUCCAAGAAAAACUCUCUUCGAUGCCUCACUCCGACGCCGUCUACUCCCACCUCCAGCCCCUCCUCGACAACGAGCUCGUCCGCUCCUCCUACCAAAAAAUCAUCGCCUCCUCAGCCACCGCUCACCUCGAGCACGCCCGCUCCACCUACCUCGAUCCCUGCAUCGACCACCUCCGCGCCUCCUACCUCGACCCGUUCAUCAUCCAGCCGCUCGCGAACCUCCUCACCAACAUGCCCGACCUCCUCUCCGUCUUUGUCCUCCUCCUGGCGCUCUUCAUCUCGCUGAAGGUGCUGGACUACGGCCGUCGCCUGGUGAUGUUCUGGGUGACGUUGGCCCUGCGCUUGGUCUACUGGGGGUUUAUUAUCGGGGCGGGCGUGUAUGUUUAUAACGCGGGGUUGGAAAAGGCCGCGCAGGACCUCGGCUGGUUUUAUGGGCUGGUGAAGGGGGGUGUGGAGAGCUUUCAGAAUGGUGCGCAGGGGCAGGGGCAGGCUCAGUCGUCGGCGUCGACGGGUGGUUACGGUGGGUAUUCUUACGGGGAUAGCCAGGUUCGGGGGUGAUUUUUUCUGGGCUCUGGUUUCUGGCACCGUUUUGUUUUAUGGCAAGGGGGAGGGGUUUGGUUUUGGGGUUGCAUGAAUGUACGCAGUAGACUUGGUUUUGUCGCUUGAGCGAUCGGGUUCAGCAUUAUUAUUUUUUUUUUCACUUGUUGUUCUAUCCUGCAUUGGUAUAGUUUUGUUUUGAUAUUGUUACGAUGAUCACGCAUGAAUGCUUCAUUAUU